Molecule: messenger RNA, 1527 nt
Organism: Mytilinidion resinicola
Lineage: Eukaryota; Fungi; Ascomycota; Dothideomycetes; Mytilinidiales; Mytilinidiaceae
Product: general substrate transporter
Exons: 4
Coding region: 1-1527 (508 amino acids)
Biological process (GO): carbohydrate transport; transmembrane transport
Cellular component (GO): membrane
Molecular function (GO): carbohydrate:proton symporter activity
Source: RefSeq, a predicted model, not a curated record
AUGGCCGUCUCCGAGACCAAGUCCGAAGGCCAUAUGACCGAGUUCGUUGACGACGAAGCUCCAGAGCUUCCGAAGCAAUCCAGGUUUCCAAGUCUCCUCAACUUUAGGAUUAUCAUUGUAGCAGCAUCAUCAAGCUUCAUCUUCGGCUAUGGAAACAAUGCAGCCGCAGGAUGCUUUGCACAAGAGACGUUCAUCGCGAAGUUCCUAAGUGGAUCGAAUGCUAAUGCGAUCAUCGACGCAAUCAACGCAAUAUUCUUUGGCGGAGGGUUCAUAGGGACCAUAGUGCAGGGCUAUAUCUCCGAUGGUUACGGCCGUCGCAUCUGUGCACUCAUGGCAGCCCUGCUCAUGACGAUUUCUGGCGUUCUCGCUGCUGCGAGCACGAACCCGGCCAUGUUCAUUGCUUCUCGCGCUAUCACUGGCAUUGCUGGAGGUAUGAUCAUGGGCAACACGCCAGUGUACAUGAGCGAAAUUGCACCUGCUCAUACACGAGGCCUCCUGGUGGGGAUGCACGCCACCUGCCUCAUUGUUGGAUACAUCGUCUGCGGAAUUGCUGCCCUAGGUUUCAAUUUCGUCACCUCACCCAUCCAAUGGCGACUCCAGUUCAUCAUGCUCACAGGCUUCUCUCUUAUCUGCGCCAUUGCAGUUCUCCUCAUCCCCGAGUCUCCCAGAUGGUACGUCGAGCAGGACAGAAUUGAAGAAGCCUCAGCAAUCAUGGAAAGACUCCAUCGUACCAAAGCAGAUCCGUCUGCAAGGAUGGCUCGGGCGGAGAUGUUGCAGAUUGUGGCACAGGUCCACGCCGAGAAAGGUCUUCCUCACAGUUAUUCGUAUAUCCUCAGCAACGCGCACCUUCGGAAACGAGCUUGGUGCUCGGUUGUAAUGUUCGCCAUGGUACAGUCUAGCGGCUUGCUGGUCAUGUUCAACCUUAUGCCUAUACUGUUCGGCGCGCUUGGAUUCGAUGCAACUCUGCAGCUUGGUCUUUCUAUUGUCUGGACAACGGUUGCCCUUAUCGGUGGCACCGUGAAUGCCCUGAUUGUGGACCAUGUGGGACGAGUCAAACUUCUCAUCAUCGGCGGAUGCCUUCUGGUCAUCGCAACGUCCAUUCAAUGUGCGUUGCAAAAGACCUACCUCCACUCGACUUACAAGCCAGGCAUCAACGCUAGCGUCGCCUUUUACUUCAUCUUCAUCGUCUUCUACAGCUUUUCAGUUGACACCGUUGUCUACGUUUAUAACGCGGAGAUCUGGCCAACUCACUUGCGGGCCAAGGGUGUGACGUUUGGCCUGGGAUCCUACUUCAUCUUCGGUGUCAUCUACAACAGUCCUGCUGCGCAAGCGUUCGGCACUAUCGGGUGGAAGUACUACAUCGUGUUCAUCUGCAUGACGGCUUUCUGCACCAUUCUUAUCUUGCUGACGUUCCCCGAGACCAAGGGCCUGACCCUCGAAGAGGUGAAUAUCAAGUUUGGUGAUAGCGUCGAGGUGUCAUUGAAUGAUAUUCGAUUGGAUGAUGUCAAAGGCACGCCAGAGACUUGA